AUGGGGGAGGCAGCGGAAGAGGAGGAGAGGGCGGAGGAGGAAGCUAAGGGAUCUGUUUCCACGGGACAGUCGUUGAUACCAUCACAGAGAGCACCCUUCACGCAGGAGAAAGCGGAUGAGGAGGAGGAGGGGGAGGAGAAGGGGGAGGAGGGGCAGGAGAUGAAACCAGGCGGGCAGGUUGCCGGCUCGUUCUGUGUUUCUGAGAGGUUUCCAUCACUAUUAACUUGUCUCCUCUGCUCCCCCCUCCCCCUCCCCCUCGACCUCCCCUGCUCCCUCCGCCUCCCCCACUUCCUCCCCCGCCCCAUCCUGCAGUGGCGUCUUCCCCGCACACGCCACGUCGCUCUCGUCCGACCCGUCAGCGCAGUCCACGUGGCCGUCACACGUCAUCCACGUGCUAAAGCACGCGCUGCCAUCCGCGCACGCCGUCUGCCCCGCCAUGCAGGGCGCGGGACACGUGGAACCCACAUCCACGCACGUGCCUCCCGUCCCCUCGCUAUUGUCACUUUCACUGGUGCUGCUGCUGCUGCUGCUGCUUCUGCUGCUAAUCUUGCUACUGCUGCUGCCGACGCUACUGCUGCUUGUGGCGGUGCUGCUGCUGCUGCUGCUGCUGCUGCUGCUGCUGCUGCUGCUGCUAGCGCCGCUGCCGCUGCUCGAUGUUGUACGCAAGGCCGUUAUGCGCGCCCCGUCCGCGCCCGUGACCGCAAUCCGCGCGCCGUAGCACCGCCGCUGCCCGCGCGGGCACGGCGGGGGCGCGGUGAUGAUCGAGGGGAGGUCCUCUUGCGCCCACGCCACGAGGAUGGCGGGGGAGAAGGCGGAGAAGGGGAAGGCGGAGAAGGGGGAGGCGGAGAAUGGGGGGGCGGAGGGGAAAGGGGAGGGGAGCGAGGGGAAGGGUGCGGAGAGGAGAAGCAGGAAGACGAGGAGUGCGCGGAUGGGAUGCGCGAGGAAGCCGAGCGUGGAAUGCGGCGGAUGACGCGGAGAGACUGGCCCAUAGCGAAGAAUGAGUCGUACCCCCUGGACAACAGCGGCAAGUGCGCUCUGGGCAACAGCGGCGUGUCGAGCCGCCUUGACAAUGCGAACAGCACGAAUUUCCUGCCCUCUCGUCCCUUGCUCUGUCGUCGCCUGCUUUGUCGUCGAGGCGCGCAUCUCCUGGAACCGUGA
This is a messenger RNA of Closterium sp. Naga37s-1, 1158 nucleotides long. Lineage: Eukaryota; Viridiplantae; Streptophyta; Zygnematophyceae; Desmidiales; Closteriaceae. The record is from the annotation of a GenBank genome assembly.